Molecule: messenger RNA, 3706 nt
Organism: Leucoraja erinaceus (little skate)
Lineage: Eukaryota; Metazoa; Chordata; Chondrichthyes; Rajiformes; Rajidae
Gene: pycr1a
Product: pyrroline-5-carboxylate reductase 1a
Biological process (GO): L-proline biosynthetic process
Molecular function (GO): pyrroline-5-carboxylate reductase activity
Source: RefSeq, a predicted model, not a curated record
CACGUGACUUUUACAUUCCACCGAAAGACUUCCGCGUUGAUGUCUCUUCCAAAUAAUAGCAACUGAUCAAUAAUCUGCUGAUAAUAAAUGUAGAAAAUGAUGGAAAUAUCCAGGACAAUACACAGAAUGAGUGUCGGAUUCAUCGGAGCGGGCCAGUUGGCCUUUGCGUUGGCUCGUGGGUUUACCGCUGCUGGUGUACUGGCUGGACACAAGAUUAUAGCAAGUUCACCAGAUCACGACUUGCCCACCGUUGGAGGUCUGAGGAAACUGGGUGUCAAUUUUACCUCUAGCAACAAGGAGGCAGUUCAGAAGUGUGAUGUGCUGUUCCUGGCCGUUAAACCACCUAUUAUCCCUUUCGUGCUGGAUGAGAUUGCUCCCGACAUUGAAGAUCGCCACCUGGUCGUGUCUUGUGCCGCUGGAGUCACCAUUAGCUCCAUAGAGAAGAAACUGUCCACCGUGCGCCAGUUUCCCAAGGUGAUCCGGCUGAUGACCAACACGCCAGUGAUAGUGCGGGAGGGCGCCACGGUGUACGCCACAGGCACGCACGCGGAUGUGGAGGACGGCAACCUGCUGGAGCAGCUGAUGGCCAGUGUGGGCUACUGCGUGGAGGUGGAGGAGGACCUCAUCGAUGCCGUCACCGGCCUCAGCGGCAGCGGCCCUGCCUAUGCUUUCACAGCUAUCGAUGCCUUGGCGGACGGUGGUGUAAAGAUGGGACUUACUCGAAGAUUAGCUGUUCGGCUUGGAGCUCAGGCAUUGCUGGGAGCAGCUAAGAUGUUGCUGGAUUCUGAGCAGCACCCAGGGCAACUGAAAGACAACGUGUGUUCACCUGGGGGGGCCACAAUCCACGCCAUUCACUUGCUGGAGAGCGGAGGGUUCCGCAGUCUCCUCAUCGAUGCUGUCGAGGCCUCCUGUAUAAGGACAAGGGAGCUCCAGUUUCUAGCAGACCAGGAUACGGCUCCCCCAGAAGCCAUUAAAAAGACCACGCUGAACAAAGUGAAACAGAGGGCCUCCAAAGCUGGGAUCAGCAUUUUCAACAAUAAGUACCCUGGGAGCAAGAGUCAAUAAAUACUGGAAGAUUGGCAUCUGCGGUUACAUUGAAAGGGACGACAGCAGGGUUACCAAACUACAGAUUGAAAUGAAGUGUAAAUGAAGAACAAUGUCUUUGUCACCACUUUGUCCUGGUUCUUAAUCUGCAAUUUGUUAAAAUAGGAAUGUCGAGGUACGAGUACAUACUUAAAAAAGCUCUGUUAAAUCAGGGGUUGAUGUGGGUGCUGUGUAUGAAGUAAAACUGCCUGUAUCUAUAGCAGUCACUGUUUCAUUUUCUUCGCCCUUCCUUGGGUAGAGACAUUUGGCUGUAAACUGAUUUGAGAUGUGUUGAAGCCAUUGAAAGGACCCAUGAGUAUCACUUUUCUUUUUCUUCCUUUCUUCCUAAAGUAGUUCCCUUGUUUACAAAACUAGUUGGCUCCUUUUGUAAUUUUUUUUCCUGGAAAAAUAUAUUUUUGUUUCACUGCUCUCGACUUUUCUGCCCUUUAGUUGGUUUCACAAAGAUGUACAUAUAGUCCUUUAAUCCCAUGAGUUUAACCACAUAGACUGCACUAAUCAAAUGUCAUCUAUUGGAGGCUAAUGUAUCUACUAGAGGCCAGUGAAUGUUGACUGCCAACAAUAUCUAUCCUAUGAAUAAUUUCUUUUCCAAAAAUCUUCCAAAAAACAAACCAUGUGGCACUUUAUUCAAUACACUUCAACCUUCCUCAACCUGUUUUGUUAUUAUAUUGAAGAACAUUUUUAAAAAUGUAUUAGAUGCAACGUGCACUUUUCCAGUGCGUUAGCUGUUACUUAUGAACCCAUCAUUUUCCAAGUGAUAAAGAUAUGAACCCCAGCAUUAUUUUAUUUUACUCUGGGACCAGUCAUUGUCGAUUCUACCAUGAGACAUUGUCAAUUUUACCUUAGACAAUGCCAAUACCAUAAGGCAUUGUCUAUUCUUCCAUUAGACAAUGUUGAUUCUACCAUAGAAAUGUCUCCACAAUUACCUUGUACAGGAAGAUGAGAGCAGACUUUUCAUGAACUUAUGUAGCUCAAUGAACGUGGCAAUACAAACUAAGGAUAUAAACUCUACUGCUGAAGAAGCCUAGUGGAUUAGAGGGCAAUUUCUUUGAUCCAGAAUACAGAAUGUGAACAAGAAUAACUUGGGAGAUUUCUUGAUUAAAGAGCUGUGUUGGGGAGUGAUGAAGGUACUGUCCAGUCUGUUUGGAGAGAAAUGUUCUUCAUAUUUUAACAAGAGAACUUCUUGAAGAAACGAGGAUUUAAAACAAAGUAAAACGUAUGAUUAUCAAUUGUGAGAAAGGGAAUCUUUUCCAAAAUUAAUUCUCUGCUCAAUUUUGUGUACCUUGGAUUGAAAGCAUCGGGUUGGAAAUAUGUUCCUAAUUACAUAGGCAAUGUAAUUAAUUGUAAUUACUUGUGUCUUAAGUGGUCUAAGAUCUGUGCAUAUGCAAUGUCAAAGCAUAUUUCGGAACACAGGACAAAAUAGUUUGUGUUUAGAGUUUGGGACUGAAGUUGAAUAUCUUCCCCAUUCAUUCAAUAACUCUAGGAUUUUUUUAAUUUGGGGGAUUGCAGAAUGUUCUAUCAAAUUAUUCACAGCAAAUUGAAUUGCUUUGGGAAGCGUUAUAUUUAAUGUGAGGCAAGAGCCAAGAAUCUUUUUUGUAUAAUGGAAUAAUUGAAACAAUCCUAAAUGUUAAUGGCCAUAGACUGUUGUGACUAUUCCUAUUUCCACAUGCAACUCAGCUGUUAGCAGGUGGCUCAAUUAGCCACGAUUGCUGAGUUUUUUGUUUUUUUUAAACCAUUCCUGAAUCUCCUGUAAAUGUUGUGGGUAUAUUUAUUCUCCAUUGUUUUGCAGUCUGACCAAAAGUGAAUCAUGUGAGCUGCUAGAAGUGACCUUUACUUGUGCAUUUCUGAAGAAUGGGCUAAUGUGAUUAAAUUCUAUACACUUGUGCCUCUGUGGUCAGUGGGGAAAUAUGACCAGAUUUUCUCCAGGUUAGCUCCAACAAAAAACCUCUCAGACUUGCAAACCCACAGCACGCUUUAAACGUGUCAGGAAAGUGCCUCCAAGAUUGUCGUUACAGUUCAUUAUUACUUAAGUAUUGCAUCUUUAUAGAUGUAUCGGCUUAUCCAGCAAAGUGAAGCUACUCUCCUUUUAUUAUAAAAGUGAAGAGUCACUGGUUAAUUUAUCAAGCCAGUCUUUUUAACAUAAGAAAUAAGCAUCAAUCAUUGAUACUAAAUUAUUUUGGUUUAUUACAAUAGAUAUUUUGCUGCAAGAAAAGACAAUAUUUACAAUAUACCAACAGAUAAAUACAUCCUUUGAGUCGAGAUUGAGGAAUAUACUACAGCAGGAAAUUUAUCAUUUGGAUACCUAAAGUGUUUUGGAGGGUAUUCUUGGAUAAAUCUGUGUGGGAAAAGGAAGCCUCACAAUUUUGUAUGCAAUUUGAAAAUUGCUACCAAGUUCAUCUGCUUCAGAGUUUGGACCAACUAAACUUCGACCUUUUAUUGCCUUUGGGACAAUUGCUUGUGCUCGAUGGUAGCUGUAGCGGCUGCAAUUGUGAAUGAGAGUAAACUUGUCCACAAUGCGUUAUGUACACUUGUGCAUACAUAUCUUGCACACAAAUACACAAUACUGUUAUGAUUCUGUGAAAUAAAAGCCAGCAUAAAGCAACAA